This is a messenger RNA of Corylus avellana, 1970 nucleotides long. Its product is annotated as leucine aminopeptidase 1. Gene Ontology annotation, biological process: proteolysis. The record is from RefSeq and is a predicted model, not a curated record. NCBI's taxonomy places the organism in Eukaryota, Viridiplantae, Streptophyta, Magnoliopsida, Fagales, Betulaceae. Gene Ontology annotation, molecular function: metalloaminopeptidase activity; manganese ion binding. Gene Ontology annotation, cellular component: cytoplasm.
CACCAUCUUCGGCCCCUCCCUCACGUUCUACUCGAUCACUUUGAGGGUUCACUAUAAAUACAUAGAGUCCCUCACACACGAAAAUGGCCGCCAUUGUUGUGUCAUUGGCAUCCGCACUCGUUGCUUCAUCUUCUCGUUCUUCUUCGUCUUUGGUCUUCGCGAAGCUACGGUCUUCGACUGCGCUUCGAGUUUCUUUUGCGGUCUCACCCUUUAGCUCUCGUAGAGGAAGGUUUAUGGCUCACACUCUCGCCCAGGCCACUCUCGGCCUCACUCUGCCGGCUAGUAUCGAAGCCCCUAAGGUCUCUUUUGCUGCGAAAGAGAUUGAUGUGACGGAAUGGAAGGGAGACAUACUUGCAGUGGGUGUCACAGAGAAAGACAUGUCAAAGGAUGAUAACUCAAGAUUUGAGAAUUCAAUUUUGAAGAAGUUGGAUUCUCAGUUGGGUGGUUUAUUGGCUGAAGCCUCUUCCGAGGAGGAUUUUACCGGUAAGGUUGGCCAGUCAACGGUUCUUAGGCUUCCGGGUCUUGGCUCAAAGAGGGUUGGCUUGAUUGGGCUUGGACAGUCUGCUUCAACUACAGCUGCUUUCCGGGGUCUUGGUGAGGCGGUUGCAGCAGCAGCAAAGGCAGCUCAAGCAAGUGAUGUUGCCAUUGUGCUGGCUUCUUCCGAGGGGCUCUCUGCUGAAUUGAAGCUUAACACAGCUACGGCGAUAGCAUCUGGAACUGUACUUGGAUUAUAUGAAGAUAAUAGAUACAAAUCAGAGUCAAAGAAACCCGCUCUUAAGUCUGUUGAUAUUCUUGGUCUUGGAACUGGACCUGAACUGGAAAAGAAGCUCAAGUACGCUGAAUAUGUUUCAUCUGCAGUAAUUUUUGGGCGAGAGCUUGUGAAUUCACCUGCCAAUGUACUCACCCCUGUGGUACUAGCAGAAGAGGCUUCAAAGAUUGCUUCCUUGUACAGCGAUGUUCUUUCUGCUACAAUUUUAGAUGCUGAAGAAUGCAAAAAAUUGAAGAUGGGGUCAUAUCUGGGUGUAGCUGCAGCCUCUGCAAAUGCCCCUUACUUCAUACAUUUGUGCUAUAAACCUCCAGGUGGAUCUGCCAAAGUUAAGUUGGCGUUAGUUGGAAAGGGGUUGACCUUUGACAGUGGUGGCUACAACAUCAAGACAGGACCUGGCUGUUUAAUUGAGCUCAUGAAAUUUGAUAUGGGGGGUUCGGCAGCAGUUUUAGGUGCAGCAAAAGCUAUUGGUCAAAUUAAACCUCCUGGAGUAGAGGUUCAUUUCAUUGUGGCAGCCUGUGAGAAUAUGAUAAGUGGAACAGGUAUGAGGCCUGGAGACAUUGUCACGGCAUCAAAUGGAAAGACUAUUGAGGUUAAUAACACCGAUGCUGAAGGCAGACUUACACUGGCAGAUGCUUUGGUAUAUGCUUGUAACCAAGGUGUCGAGAAGAUAGUUGACCUGGCAACCUUAACUGGGGCUUGCAUAGUUGCUCUUGGGCCUUCAAUUGCAGGUAUCUUUACACCCAGUGAUGACUUGGCCAAGGAGGUAGUUGCAGCUUCAGAGGUCAGUGGGGAGAAACUUUGGAGAAUGCCAUUGGAGGAAAGCUAUUGGGAGUCAAUGAAAUCAGGAGUAGCUGAUAUGGUCAACACCGGUGGUCGUCCGGGUGGUGCUAUCACUGCUGCUCUAUUCUUGAAGCAGUUUGUUGAUGAGAAGGUUCAAUGGAUGCAUAUUGACCUGGCUGGCCCAGUUUGGAACGAAAAGAAACGCGCUGCAACAGGAUUUGGCAUUGCUACUUUAGUGGAGUGGGUUUUGAAGAACUCUUCUUAGAUACAAUGGUCGAAGUAUGAUGUUGAGUGUGUAAACAGAUGCAUCUUUGUGGGGUUUCUAAGGAUGAGAUCAGUUAUAUGAGUUGAGAAUUGAUGGAGUUUGUUACAGUAAAUUAACACUUAUUGAUUUUCAUCUGAAACAUUGAUCUUAGAUGUC